This is a messenger RNA of Nycticebus coucang (slow loris), 2214 nucleotides long. RefSeq names its product UDP-glucuronosyltransferase 2A1. Bases 1 to 2214 code for a protein of 737 amino acids. Gene Ontology annotation, molecular function: UDP-glycosyltransferase activity. The transcript has 7 exons. Lineage: Eukaryota; Metazoa; Chordata; Mammalia; Primates; Lorisidae. The record is from RefSeq and is a predicted model, not a curated record.
AUGUUAAAGAAGGUUCUGCUGCUGGCUCUUCAGAUGAGUCUCCUAGGAGCUGCUCUCAGUGGGAAUGUUCUUAUUUGGCCGAUGGAAGGCAGCCACUGGCUCAAUAUUAGGAUGAUUAUAGAUGAGCUGCUCAGGAAAGAGCACAACGUGACCGUCCUGGUGGCCUCGGGGGCAUUAUUCAUCACACCGACCUCUCAACCCUCUCUUACAUUUGAAAUAUAUGAGGUGCCCUUUGGCAAAGAAAGAAUAGAGGGAGUGAUCAAGGACUUUGUUUUGACAUGGCUGGAAAACAGACCCUCUCCUUCCACCAUCUGGAAAUUCUAUCAGGAGAUGGCCAAAGUCAUCAAGGACUUCCACAUGGUGUGCAGAGAGAUCUGUGACGGUGUCCUCAAAAACAGAAAGCUGAUGGAGAAGCUGGAGAGCAGCAAAUUCGAGGUUCUGGUAUCAGAUCCUGUGUUUCCUUGUGGUGACAUAGUAGCUUUGAAACUGGGGAUCCCGUUCGUGUACUCCCUGAGGUUCUCCCCAGCCUCCACUGUGGAGAAACACUGUGGAAAGGUGCCAUUUCCCCCCUCCUAUGUCCCCGCUGUCUUGUCAGAGCUCACCGACCAGAUGUCUUUCACUGACAGAGUAAGAAAUUUCAUCUCCUACCAUCUCCAGGACUACAUGUUUGAAAGACUUUGGAAGCUAUGGGAUUCCUACUACAGUGAAGCAUUAGAUGGCAGUCAUUGGUUAAAUAUUCAGAUAAUUCUAGAAGAGCUGAUGCAGAGAAAUCACAAUGUGACCGUCCUGGCUUCAACAGCAACUCUGUUCAUCAAGACCAGCCCAAAUUCUCCUAUGAGUUUUGAAGUGAUACCUGUUUCCUACAAGAAAAGCAACAUAGAUUCCUUAAUCGAACAUAUGAUAAUGCUGUGGAGAGACCACAGACCAACUCCUCUCACACUAUGGACUUUCUACAAAAACCUAGGAAAACUCAUAGAUUCUUUCUUUCAAAUUAAUAUACAACUCUGUGAUGGCGUAUUAAACAAUCCCAAGCUAAUGGCAAGACUUCAGAAAGGAGGCUUUGAUGUGUUGGUAGCAGAUCCAGUAACAAUCUGUGGUGACCUUGUUGCUCUGAAGUUAGGAAUUCCAUUUAUAUACACGUUGAGGUUCUCUCCAGCCUCAACAGUGGAGAGACACUGCGGGAAGAUCCCAGCCCCCGUCUCCUACGUACCUGCAGCCUUGUCAGAGCUCACUGACCACAUGACUUUUGGUGAACGGGUUAAAAACACCAUAUCUUAUCCUCUGCAAGAUUAUAUAUUUCAGUCCUACUGGGGAGAAUGGAAUUCAUACUAUAGCAAAGUUCUAGGGAGACCCACCACGCUGUGUGAGACCAUGGGCAAGGCGGAGAUGUGGCUGAUCCGGACGUACUGGGACUUCGAGUUUCCUCGCCCGUACCUGCCCAACUUCGAGUUUGUUGGAGGGCUGCACUGCAAACCCGCCAGGCCUCUGCCUCAGGAAAUGGAAGAAUUUGUCCAGAGCUCAGGAGAAGAUGGUGUUGUCGUGUUUUCUCUGGGAUCUAUGGUCAAAAACCUCACAGACGAAAAGGCCAAUCUUAUUGCGUCCGCCCUCGCCCAGAUUCCGCAGAAGGUUUUAUGGAGAUACAAAGGAAAGAAACCAGAUGCGCUGGGGAACAACACUCAGCUCUACGACUGGAUACCCCAGAAUGACCUUCUAGGUCAUCCCAAAACCAAAGCUUUUAUCACUCACGGUGGAACUAAUGGGAUCUAUGAAGCUAUUUAUCACGGGGUCCCCAUGGUGGGGGUUCCCAUGUUUGCUGAUCAGCCUGACAACAUCGCUCACAUGAAGGCCAAAGGCGCAGCCGUGGAGGUGAACUUGAACACAAUGACGAGUGCAGAUUUGCUCAGGGCCUUGAGAACAGUCAUUAAUGACCCUUCUUAUAAGGAGAAUGCUGUGAGGUUGUCUAGAAUUCACCAUGACCAGCCAGUGAAGCCCCUGGAUCGAGCGGUCUUCUGGAUCGAGUUUGUCAUGCGCCACAGAGGAGCUAAGCACCUGCGGGCUGCAGCCCACGACCUCACCUGGGUCCAGUACCACUCCCUGGAUGUGAUUGGAUUUCUGCUGGCCUGCACAGCAACUUCAAUAAUACUGGUCACGAAAUGCUGUUUGUUUUCUUAUCGAAAACUUGGCAAAACAGGAAAGAAGAGAAAGAGAGACUAG